CUUUAGCUCAUCUUUGAGAUUUUUUAAAAUCAGCUGGAUGUUUAUCUUCAAAUUUCUUGAAUUUUGAUUUUAUAAUUAUUGUAGACAUUAAAUGAUAUUUUAUUUUGAAAUCAAAAUUAAUAUUCCGAAACGAAAUGAUACGAUAAAUACUAGUAGGUGGCAGAUAGUGCCGUAACCAUAGUGACAGAUAUGUUAUUGUUAUUUCGUAAUUUGUAAAUAUGUGUGUAAAUAUACCAAAAUUUUACCAAAAAUAAUUGUUAAUAAAAAUAAAUAAUAUGUUUUUAACCAUUAAAAUUAAUGAAUUAUUUGAUAUAUUUAAAAUUUGUCAAAUGAAUUCUUUUAAAGUAGUUUCAAUAAUGAGAUACUAAAAUUGAAUGAAAUGUCACAAAAAUUAUCUGAUAAUGCUGAAGAUAAUCAAUAUUCACCUUUUAAAAUGAAAAGAGAAGGAACAUUUGUUGUCCCAUCAUUGAAUAAAAACAGUGAUACUUAUAAAACAUCAACUCGCUUAUUAGUUGCUUCUAACCGAGCAAAAUAUUCUGCACAGAUUGAAAAAAUUAAAAAACCAGAUGUGGAAAUAGUAGUAUAUCAGUAUGAAGGUAGUACUCUUGAUCUCAUAAAAGAUGAAAUUUCAACACUUCUUAAAGAAAAUAAAGCUGAAUGCAUUGGAUUUCUUUUUCAUGGGACAGAGAAAGAAUUAUUUGUUGCUAAUGGAAAGGUAUUAUCUGUAAAAUCUAUAACAGAAGAUGAAAGUAUACAACUAUUUUUUCAUAGUAUUAUUAAAAAGCAUCUAGAUAAGGAAAGUUUAAAUUAUCAUGUUGAUAUUCUUGGCUGUACAUUAGCAAAUGAAAAAAUAGAUGCUAUUUCAGAAGAAAUGAAAAAAUUAUUAGAGGUAUUAUCUGUAAAAUCUAUAACAGAAGAUGAAAGUAUACAACUAUUUUUUCAUAGUAUUAUUAAAAAGCAUCUAGAUAAGGAAAGUUUAAAUUAUCAUGUUGAUAUUCUUGGCUGUACAUUAGCAAAUGAAAAAAUAGAUGCUAUUUCAGAAGAAAUGAAAAAAUUAUUAGAGUGUCCUGUUUUAAUAUCAAGAGAUCUCCAUGGAAGUGAUACAAGUGUUUCUUUAUUAAAAGAUAAUGAAAUUAAAGAUGUAUCUAUUGGUGAAAUAUAUUUUGAUAUAAUUAAGUUAAAAGAUAUGUUGAUAAAUUCAUCACAGAAUUUGACUGGUUAUGAAAAAAUUCGAACAGUUGGAAAAGGUGCUUUUGGAACAGCUGUACUAUAUAAAAAGAAGGAUGAUGACUCUUUAGUUAUUUUGAAAGAAAUUAACAUGCAUGAUCUCACAGCAGCAGAAAGACAGUUGGCAAUAAAUGAGAUAAAUGUGUUAUCUAUGUUAGAUCAUCCUAAUAUUGUAUGUUAUUAUGACAAUUUUGAACAAGAUGGCAUCUUAAUGAUUGAACUAGAAUAUGCUGAUGGAGGAACACUUGCUCAAUAUUUAGGACAGUUAAAAAGGCCUUUGGGAGAACAUGAAAUUUUAAUAUUGUUUCAACAGAUUGUUUCAGCCAUUUGCCAUAUGCAUGAACAUAAUAUUUUACAUAGACAAAUACCACCAGACAUAGUAGUUAUAUUUUCUGCCAGGAGUGCAAAAACAAUGUUGCAAUGUGAAGGAAAACCCUAUAAUGAGAAAUCUGAUAUAUGGGCUCUUGGAUGCAUAUUAUAUGAAAUGGCUUGUUUACAGAAAACUUUUGAAGGAUCUAAUCUUCCUGCUUUAGUUAACAAAAUUGUCAAGGGUCAGUUUGCUCCAGUUCGUGGAAAUUAUUCACUUGGAUUUAAAAAAUUAAUUCAAGAGCUUCUACAAAGAGAUCCUGAAUAUAGACCUACAGCUAAAGAACUACUAAAUGCUAGAAUACCAGAGUUACUGAAACAGUUUGAAAAAUUUUCACACAAAUAUGAUGAUGAGAAUGAAGAAUUAUCAAUAAGAUCCAAAUUUCCAAUUAAAUCCAGCAGCAAUAAAAAUAUCUUGAAGCAGCCCCGAACAGUACUUUAUCAAGUUAAAAUGCAUGAAAUGGAUAUUUCUUUAACACCUAUUUUAUUACCUCCACAAAGCAGAAUUAAAGAGGUAGCUUUGAGUACUACCCAUACAAUAGCUUUAACAUAUGAUCUUUUGGCUUAUACAUGGGGUGAUGGUAGGAAAGGUCAACUUGGACAUGGUAUGCUAGAAAUUUGGAGACAUAAACCACAAUGUGUUGAUGCUCUUAAAGGAAAAAAUAUCAUCAAGGUUUGUGCAGGAGAAGGUUUCAGUGUAUUUACUUGUGAUAAUGGUAUAGUUAUGACAUGUGGUGAUGGUAGUCUUGGCUGUCUUGGUCAUGGUGACUUAAGUAAUUGUUUGAAACCAAAACUGAUAGAAAAGUUAUUAAGUGUUGAUGUAUCAACUGUGUGUUGUGGUCCACAUCAUGUUGUUGUUGUGGGAGGUGAUGGUGAAGCUUUUGCAUGGGGUUGUGGAAAUGGUGGUCGUCUUGGAAUUGGAAAAGAAGAUGACUGUUGUUCUCCAACUCCAGUUCAACUCGCAGAUGAUAUUUUUGUUAAAAGUGUAUAUUGUGGUAUAAAUGGAACAAUGUUUGUAACUGAAACUGGUUCUGUACUUGCAUGUGGAAGAAAUGACUAUAAUAAAUUAGGAUUAAAUGAACCAUCAGGAUUUCUUAUGCAAAUGAAACAUUUAAUGAUUAAGACAGAAGUGGAAAAACAGUUAGUUCCAACACGUUUAAGAUGGUUACAUCGUCGUGUUGUUUCUAUAUCUAUGGGAGCAACACACACUGCUAUAUUGGUAGAACCAGGUCACAUAAUUAUGUUUGGUUGUAACCAGUAUGGACAGUUAGGCCGAGGAAAUGUUCGUAAAAAUUCUUCACCAUCUGUAGUUAAAUCAAUGCAAGAUAAAGUAGUAACUAUGGUACAGUGUGGAAACAGUUAUACAGUUGCUUCUACCAUAGAAAACACUGUUUAUUUUUGGGGAGGAAGACAAGUUACUUCUACACCAUCUAGAACUGAAAGCAUUGAUUUAUCCUUAGAAAAAGAUCCUGUUUCACAAAGUUUCAAAACCUAUAGAUCUUAUUAUAAUGAGAAGUCUAAAAAUGAUUUAGAAUAUGAAAAUUCUGUUAUUAGUGACUGUUCCAUUUCUGAAGUAAUAAAAAUUGGUAAAAGUAAUUCUCCAUUGAUGACAGAAUUAGAAAGAAUUGGCCCAGAUUCUUCAAUUAUUCAAGUUAGGACACCAGAAUCUAGACUCUCAGAUUCAUUAUCUUCAUCUCAGUUAACAUCUAGAAGGCAUUCUGAUGCAGAUUAUCCUAAAGCAGAAUUUACCCCUGGGAAAAAAGAAGCCGUUUUACAGCCUCAGGAAAUUUUGGUUCUUUAUGCUUCUUCUGCACAAAUUACUCGGGGAGAAACUGUUACACUAUCCAAUAUUUAUUGCCAUGCUAAUCAUCUUUACUUAGCUGUAAAUACCACAGCGCCAAUACCUAAAAAGAAGUCCAACAGAAAUAAUGUUUUAAGCAAUUCAAAUAUUUCAAAAAAUGCAUUUAAAAUAAAUAAACAUAAUUUGCCUGAGGAAGAUAGUAUAGGACCAGUUCCAGAAUGGUUGAAAGAAGAACUUGCAAAUGCUAUUUUACCUGGAAUUACCAUGGAUAAUAUUUCAGUGCCAAGGCAAGAAAACACUUUUGAUUCAUCAAAUAAAUUGCAUAAUAAUCAGAAUAUAGAUGUUGCAAUGAUAAAAAAUAAAAGUGGUAGUACUCCAAAACAUAAAACCUCUGAGCAUUUUGAUAAUAUAGAUGAUAGAAAUAAAUCAUUAAAUUAUUCAUUUAGUGUUAACUCUAUUAAUGAAGUUAAAGAAACUCAUCUUAGAAAGGAGUUAGAACAAUUAAUUGAAGAUAAAAAAGUAACAGAAGGGAAAUUAAAGCAUUUGGAAGAGGAACUUAUUGAACAAAAUAAAACAUAUGCACAAAGUGAAGAAAAAUUUAAGGAAAGAGAGAUGAUUUUACAAGAAGAAAUAAUGAAUUUAAGGCAGCAAUUAAAUCAACAAAAUAAUUCAUUGGAGGAAUACCAUUCACAAAUGAAACAAUUACAAGUGAGUUAUUUAUUUAUUUAUUUGAUAAAUAUAUAAGAAUUCUAAAAUAUUUGUUUUGGAAUUUAUAAU
Molecule: messenger RNA, 4171 nt
Organism: Centruroides sculpturatus (bark scorpion)
Lineage: Eukaryota; Metazoa; Arthropoda; Arachnida; Scorpiones; Buthidae
Exons: 29
Coding region: 380-4138 (1252 amino acids)
Biological process (GO): protein phosphorylation
Molecular function (GO): ATP binding; protein kinase activity
Source: RefSeq, a predicted model, not a curated record